AUGGAUGAUAGAGUAAGGUUAAAAGUAUAUUAUGAUGGCCAUAUUUUAUUACAAACAUCAGAAGAAGUGAAAUUUGUGUGUGAUAAUCCGUUAGAUAUUGUUAUUCCAUUCACAUUGUCAUUUGAAGAAUUAAAAGGGAUCAUAUGUGAGAAGAUGGAUUUUGAAAUAUCUAGGAGAGUGUCGUGUAUUCUGUACAGAUAUCCUAUAUCUGUCUUUGGUGGGUUCGUGCAAUUUCAAACGAAAUACGUGACCGACGAGGUGAGCAUGCAAGAAAUGUUUUCAGUGUAUCUUGAAAGUCGGUCGCGAAUGACGUUUAUCGAAUUGUAUAUCGAGUUCGAGCAAUCUGCAGCGGACCGAGAUAUUGAAUUGGAAGAGUACAACAGUGAUAGUGAAGAAGACUUCGAAAGUAACUACGAGGUCGUUGAUCCAGGUGGAAACGAAGAUGAAGCUGACGAGGCUAUGGUGGCAGAUGUAGCGGACGUGGCAAAUGCACUAGCAAAUCAGCAGCCGUUUGUGGAGCCAAGUUUCAUGCGGUCGUUGGAUUUGGAUGCCAUGCAUGCACCGGAGUAUCCUCAAUAUUUAAAUGCAGGACAAAUACUUAAGACAAGGCAAACUGGCUCGGCCGGUACUACCGGGGCAGACAUUGGGACAGGGUUGGUUGGUUCGACCGGACCGGACUGUUUGCCCAGACCGGACCGGCCGGUUCGACCAGACCGGACCUCUCGGUCUAACCGGACCUGCCGGUCUAUAACAGAGCUUCCCCUUAUGCCGGAUGGUGAAUUUACUGUGGGGAUGGAAUUCAGUUCUAGGGAGGCAGUAAUUAAGGCGAUGAAAGAUUAUACAAUCCGCAGAGGUGUGGAUUAUCGGGUGCAUGAGUCAGAGCCGACGACAUUCUAUGCUAAAUGCACCCAGUAUGGUGCAGGAUGUGAUUGGCUGAUAAGGGUGAGCAAAAUGUCCAGAAAGUUCUGUUGGGAGAUAAGGAGGUACAACGGUAGUCACACCUGUACUAGGGCCACCAUUUCUCAAGAUCAUUCGAAGCUAGAUUCCAACACAGUUGCAGAAGCAAUAAAGCCGUUGGUAGAAGUUGACCCGUCUAUUAGGGUGAAAUCAGUGAUUGCGGAAGUACAGUCAAAGUUUAACUACACCAUUAGUUAUCGCAAAGCAUGGUUGGCUAAACAGAAGGCAGUGGAGUCAAUUUUCGGAGGGUGGGAAGCUUCGUACGAAGCCUUGCCGAUAUGGUUUGAGGCCAUGUGUCACAAGGAGCAACACGCAGUUGUUCAUUUUGAAACAAUGCCUGCGUACCAGGGAGAUGACUUGGUUCCUCAUUGGAACAGGACGGUCAACGCCGCUCUGUAUGAUACCCCUCGUGGCAUCAUCACUCAUACCAGAGUCAACAGAAAAUCUCCCUCCGGAUGUACCAGAGGAAGUGUGCUAUCGUGGUCUCGUAUCCAAUGA
This is a messenger RNA of Arachis duranensis, 1455 nucleotides long. RefSeq lists its product as uncharacterized. The record is from RefSeq and is a predicted model, not a curated record. The transcript is spliced from 4 exons. Bases 1 to 1455 code for a protein of 484 amino acids. Lineage: Eukaryota; Viridiplantae; Streptophyta; Magnoliopsida; Fabales; Fabaceae.